GGCUGGAGCGGGAAGGAGAUAAGUGCUGUAAUAACAGCAGCUACAAAGACUGUUGUUUACUCGGUACACGGGAGAGCUGGAAAAGCUUUCAUAUCGUGUAAUGAUGUGAAACUUUUUUUUUCAUCGUGUUAAUCUCUGUGGGGACGAAUAAGGAGUUUUCCCGGUCAUUUAGUUGACUGUCAGUUUGCUGCAGUAGCUAACAUCCAGAUUGAAACAUCAACAGGUGGAUUUUCCCAGAUCUACCGAUGGCCUCUAAAGGUUGGCAGCAUCCCUACGUGAACAUAUUCAAACAUGUCAGAGUUGAGGACUGGAGAAAGUCCACGAAAGAGGGGGACGUGUCAUCAUACACGGACAAGAAACUCAAGAGUCCAGUGUACCGAAUCAGGGGUCCUGUUCCUGCCAACAGCUACAUCCUGGUUCCCAAAAACAUCAACCAGUCUCUGGGGCUGACGGGGCGCUUCUUCUACCUUCUCUUCAGGCCCACCCCCGGGAAAUACUUUGUAGUCCACUUGGAUGUCGCUGCAGAGGAGGGCCAGGUGAUCCGGAUCUCCUUUUCCAACAUGUUCAAAGAGUUCAAGUCUACAGCUACAUGGCUUCAGUUUCCGUUCUUGUGCGGUGCUGCAAAGGAUUCAGUUUAUGAAAGCACUUCCAAAUCUGCAAGACAUGGUUUGGUGGGUCCAGCUCCAACUUCAGUGCGUUGGACCUGUCUGAUGCUGGAUCUGCAGCACACACUUUCUGUCUACCUCAAGCGCUGCUACAGUCACCUGAAGAGCGUCAAGCUGUGUGCCAACAUGGCAGUGAAAAACAUGUUUACCACUGACCUGCUGCUAGAUCCAGGAGUUUCCUUCAGUGAAGCCAAACUCAUGGGCCUGGCUUCUUCUCUGGGAACAGGUCCCAUGCCCAGAGAAAUGUCAUUUCCUGUGCCCAAGGGAGGCUCUUGGCAUGACCUCUAUGAUUACAUCAGGUUUCCAUCAGAAGGAACAAAGUUACCUUUUGACUCCAUACAAAAAGGAAGUCCACAGCCAGAAACUAGAUGUGCCUCCAACCAAAGAAGUCCUGUCAGAGAGAGGCCUCGCUGCAUCGACCUCAGUAAGGCGGUUCAAGACCGUGUGUCACUCAUCCAGCAAAUCACCACCCCAAAACUACUCCCGAGGAAUCACACCCCUGUCGUAGCCAAUGUACCUGAGCUGGAUGUAGUCUCCACUUACCAGAGGGACUGGCUCGGCCAUACUGAUGACCAACAGCAGGAGUCACCGUGCUCCAGUUCACACCAGCUGCCAUCCAGACAGUCCUGUGAUACUGAUGAUGGUGGAGUUCAUGUGUACGUGCAUCCUGAUGAUGGCCUCAGCAACCAUGGGGAGGAAAGUGAAGAAGAGUUUGUGUGCACUCCUGUUCCUCGUCCUGUCUCCCUGCAGUCAUCCAACAAAACCAAACCGCAGAAGCUGCUCCCAGACCCCAUUCUAAGACUCAGUCGAAUCAUCGGCUUCGGAGGAGCUACUACUAAAUGCGUGCUGUGGACCAAAUCCGGCGAUGCAGUGGUGUAUCCAUGUCAUGCAAUUAUCGUCUCUAUGAAGAUAUCCUCCAACCAGCAGAGAUUCUUCAUCGGCCACACUGAUAAGGUUUCUGCACUGGCUUUUAAUGGCAACACAACACUGCUGGCUUCAGCACAAACUGGCAACAAUAGUGUCGUUCGAGUAUGGAACUACCACAAAGGAAACUGCUUGGCCAUGUUUAGGAUUCAUGCUCAUUCGUUAUCCUGUCUUAGCUUCUCACACGGCGGUGGUAUUCUCUGUGGAGUGGGGAAAGAUAGCCACAACAAAACAAUGGUGGUGGUGUGGAACACUCUGAAUGUUAGCAAACGUGGAGAGGUGACCGUCUUAGCCAAAGCACACACAGAUGUGGACAUUCACACCAUGAAGGUCACCUUCUUUGAUGAUACAAGGAUGGUGUCAUGUGGUCGUGACAAUAUUCGUCUGUGGCGAGUGCGAAAUGGGAUGCUGCGUUCCUGUCCGGUCAACCUGGGUGAAUACCACUCAAUGGACUUCACCGAUGUGGCCUUUGAGGAGGGAAGCUCUUCUGACCAGCAUCUUGAUGAUCGAACACUAUUUGUCAGCAGUCGAAGUGGCCAUAUCUUUGAGAUUGACUACAGCAGGGUUGUCAUUAGAAAUGUGAGGAGGCUGUUGCCUGCACAGCAGCAGCACGCAGAGCACAGAGAGAAAUGGACUUUUAACACAGGUCCAGGCAUUGCCAUCAACAGCAUCAGUGUGUCUUCAUCAUUCUGUGCCACCGGCUCUGAAGAUGGCUUCCUGCGGCUCUGGCCCCAUGAUUUUUCUGCCGUCUUCCUGGAGGCUGAGCAUGAAGGACCUGUGAGCGUGGUGUCAGCCUCAUUUGACAGCCUGCAGGUCCUGGCAGCCACCUCUACGGGUAACCUUGGUUUCCUUGAUGUAAGCAGCCGUGGUUAUAACACACUUAUGAGGUCACACACAGACACCGUGCUUGGAUUCAGUGUGGAUGGAGUUCAUCGGCAUCUCACAACAGCCUCUUCUGAUGGCACAGUGCGCAUUUGGAAUAUGGAUUCCUUGCAUCAGUUGUAUGAUUUUGUGUCCGAGGACAGCCCCUGCUCUGUGGCCUUCCAUCCGAGUGAGCAGACCUUCUGUUGUGGCUUCACCUCCGGCAUCGUCAGGGUCUUUGACAUCUCCAGUGCGAAGCUGCUAGCUGAACAUCAGCAGCACAGAGGUGAAGUGGUGGGUCUGGCCUUCUCUGCGGAUGGGGAGUUCAUGUACAGUGCUGACUCGCAGGGUUCUCUGGCACUUUACAACUCCUCUGAGGAAGAUCACAAUGUGAUCAAAGUUGCAUGUAAUGUGGUGGCCCGUGGCACUGAGCGUGCUCCAGACGCUCUCUCAGUGAGCAGCGACAGCCGCUGUCUGGCCUUUGUUGGUCCCUCUGAGUAUAUUGUAACCAUCGCUGAUGCACGCUCUCUGGAUGAGGUGCUACAUGUAGAUGUGAGUAUUUUGGAUGUAGAGAGCCCCCGUCUGGAUUCUGCACUGAAGGUCUGCUUCUCUCCGGCCUCCAUCGAACACUUGUUAGUUGCCACAUCUGCUAACAAGAUCCUUUGGGUUAGCACUAAGACAGGCCGUCUGCUCCGAGAGGUGUCCAAGGUGCACAAACACCAGUGCUCGUCUCUAGCUGUGAGUGAGGAUAGUAGAUUCCUGCUGACAGCCGGACACAAUGCUGUGAAAGUUUGGGAUUAUAACAUGCAGCUCGAUACAAACUCACAGAUGUUCAUAGGUCACAGUCAGCCCAUUCGCCAAGUCAGUUUCACCCCUGACCAGCUGGGCGUCGUCUCGGUCGGAGACGCCAUAUUUCUUUGGGACUUCUUAGCAAAUCCUGUUGACUCUUUGACUGACAGCUGUUCACCUCUCAGAGUAAGCUACAGCUCAGCUCCGAAAACAGUUCCACCAGACACUGAAGUAAAUGGAGUCCGGCUGUCCAAUGGGAUGCCUCGACAGGCAGCACCCCUCCCUUCCUCGCCACCACGACUGGACAUCAGCACCACUGACCAAGUGGACCAAGGAGCUUUGGGUUCCUUGUCUAUUUGUGAUGACUCUCCGGCAAUCCCGAACAUUCCAGCCGAGGCCACUAAUCGGGUUUCUUCCUCUGAUUCUGCCGUCUCGUUCCUCAAAGUCACAGACCUGGUCCACAUGUCUCCCCUGAACACCAAUGGCAUGGACACUGUUCAUUUGAAACAGAAGAAGCGAGUACGUCCAGAUUGUUACAGGCACUUUAUCCCACGUUUCAAGACCUCCUGCCUUGAUCAGGCUGUUGUAGCUCCCCAACCACAAGAAGAGGGCAUAAAGCUGAAAGCAGUGAUUGGCUAUAAUGGCAACGGGCGUGGCAACAUGGUGUGGAGCCCUGACCAAGGUUUAUUCGCAUACUCUUGCGGCUGUGUGGUGGUGGUGGAGUACCUGGAUACAGGACGUCAGAGACACUUUCAGGGCCACAGCGAGGAGAUCUCUUGUCUUGCAGUCACAAAUGAUGCACAGACGGUGGCAUCGGCAGCUGGUGGCAGUAACGACAGCAAGAGCCUCAUCUGCAUUUGGGACGUCCAGAAAGGAAUUUGUCGUAACACCAUCUCUCACCACUGGGGGGCUGUGCAGUGUCUUGCGUUUUCCAGGGACGACCGUUUCUUUCUCUCUGUCGGAGACUUCUCUGACCCAGAGGUAGCUCUGUGGAGCACAAAGAACUUCCAGCUGUUGUCUAGUGUGAGUGUAUCAGGUCCAAUCCACGAUGCGGCCUUCAGCCCUUCAGCACACAGCCAAAUGGCCUGCGUGGGCAGUCAAGGUGCUUACUUCUGCCUCAUCCACUCACAGGGCCUGAAUGUCGAGCUCCAGGUCCAGAGGAUGAAAACACCAGCAGAGGUGGGUGAUGUGGAGCUGACUGCUCUUUGCUACCACAUGGACUCCUUACUGUUUACUGGCACAAAUCGAGGACAUGUUUGCGUCUGGGACGUCAACACACAGCGAUGCUUCAUGACCUGGGAGGCCGAUGAGGGAGAGAUUGGAGUCUUGCUGUCUCGAGGGAACCGUCUGCUGACAGGCAGCAACACCCGCUGGUUGCGGCAGUGGGAGGUAGAAGCUGUACAGGAGGGGACGCCUCAAGAAAAGGUCUCCAAUGUAGAAGACAGUGGGAAAACGGUGGCGUUGGAACAAGAGGUGAUGCUGGACGGGACGAUAGUCAGUGCAGCAUUUGAUACCACAAUGGACAUGGGCAUUGUUGGCACCACAGCUGGAACCCUCUGGUACAUCAGCUGGGCAGAGAACAGCAACAUCCGGCUGGUCAGCGGGCACAAGACCAAGGUGAAUGAUGUAGUGUUUAGCUUUGAUGAGAGCCAUUUUGCCACCUGCAGUGAGGACGGCAGUGUGAGAGUGUGGUCAACCUCCAGCUACGAACUCGUGGUGCAGUUCCAGGUGCUCAACCAGGCCUGCGGCUGUGUGUGCUGGAGUCCUUCCUCCAGUAAAGACAGCACAUGUGUGGCUGCAGGAUACAGUGACGGGACCCUGAGGAUCUUCCGACUUGCCUCGACAGAGAUGGAGUUGAGGCUUCAUCCCCAUCAGGUGGCUGUCACUGCCAUCCAGUACUCUGCUAACGGUCAUGUGAUCCUUUCAUCAGGGAGGAAUGGUCUGGUAGCUGUCAGCAGCCCAGUAAAUGGAGCAACUAUUCGUGUAAUCAGGGACCACAAAGGAGCGAUGAUUACCACAAUUCAGUGCGUGAAUGAACAGUGCAAGAACUUUGGACUAGAGGGAAACGAGAUGUGGUUGGCUGCCAGCGUGGACAGACGUGUCAGUGUGUGGGCUGCCGAUUGGCUGAGAGACAAGUGCGACCUGCUCGACUGGCUGACAUUUCCUGCGCCGACCUAUUUUGCGGGUGACAGCCUACCACCCAGCUUGGCUGCCUUCUGCCCAGCAGACUAUAGCCUGGUGGUCUACACUGGCUAUGGAGUGGAAAAGGAGCUGUGUUAUUACAGCCUGACUAAAAAACAGAUAAUAAAAAAGAUUGCCCUUCCACACUGGCCCACAUGCAUCAGCCUCUCCUCCAAGAGUGAACUCGUAGCUGUGGGAUCAAACGAGCGAGUGCUGAAGCUGAUCCAGUCAACCAGCGGCAGGUUUCAGGACUUCUUGCAGCACAGUGACUCACUGCAGACGUGUCACUUCUCCCCCUCUGGGACGCUUCUCUUCUCUGUGGCUUAUAAUGAGAUCCUGCUGUGGGAGGUGAAGGGCCUCUGAAGGCCUCUGAUCUGUUGUUGUUUGAACCUCCAACACUGUAGGUUUACCCUCUUUCACAUGUGCCUCGGUUUUAUUGUUGCUUUAUGCAAUUUCAAUGUUCUGUAGAAAUUUUUUUAUCAAUUGAAUAUUUUUAGGAAAAUUUGUAGAGAAAAUUUUUGUAAGAUUUGUCACAUUGGAGAAAUUGUCUCACAUCUCCUGUCUGUUCUAAUGUUUGACUAUUUAUUUUAGGUUUUCAUGCUGUUACUUAAAAUGUAAAUGAUUACAGAUGAGUGAUUAAAGAUGUUUUCAUAUAUGCUGGUGUUCAAUGGUAGAUGGGAUUGUGGUUUGUGGGCUGCUCUGAGAGGGCAGCAUGUAAAAUAUACAAUUUAUAGUGUGAGAAUCCUGCAAUACUUAAAUAGUCAAAUGACUGUUAGCAUAGUGCAGCAAAGACCUCUGUGUUUUUAUUUAGUCUUUUGCCCAACAUGCCAGUUGAUUGGUGAACCACUCAGAAAACUGUGUUCUGGAUGUUGCUCAUGUUCUUUUUCUAUAAAAGGGAAUUUU
Stegastes partitus (bicolor damselfish) is the source of this 6323-nucleotide messenger RNA. RefSeq names its product WD repeat domain 90 (gene wdr90). Bases 246 to 5783 code for a protein of 1845 amino acids. The record is from RefSeq and is a predicted model, not a curated record. The transcript is spliced from 43 exons. Lineage: Eukaryota; Metazoa; Chordata; Actinopteri; Pomacentridae. Gene Ontology annotation, cellular component: centriole. Gene Ontology annotation, molecular function: protein binding.